Molecule: messenger RNA, 909 nt
Organism: Anthostomella pinea
Lineage: Eukaryota; Fungi; Ascomycota; Sordariomycetes; Xylariales; Xylariaceae
Source: the annotation of a GenBank genome assembly
AUGUCCUUCCUAUUCGCAUACCCAGUCUCGAGAUCGAGGUCGACAGCGACAGCAUCGACGAUAUGCGCGCAAUGCCGGCGAUCCUUCCAAACGAACGCGGUGCGAUACAGCGGCCAUAACCGCUGGUCCAAGAUCAAGCACGAGAAAGGCGCGGCCGACAAGAAGAAGACCUCGCAGCGCAGUACCUUUUCAAAGCACCUGACAUUAUACUCGAAGCUAUAUGGCGCGGAUCCGAGCUUGAAUUCGCAGCUGGCCGCCAUGAUAGCGACGGCCAAGAAAGCCGGCAUGCCAAAAGCCAACAUCGACGUAGCCAUAGCGCGGGGCCAGGGAAAAUCCUCCUCAGGCGCCGGCCUCGAGGCCGCAACGCUCGAGAUCAUGAUGUCGCCCUCGGUCGCCCUAGUCGUCGACAUUGAGACCGACAGCAAGCAGCGCGCGCUGCACGAGCUGCGGUCCAUCAUCAAGAAGCACAACGGCACCGUCACGCCGACGGCGUUCCUGUUCGCGCGGCUGGGGCGCACAGUGCUGCAACAGAACAACAAGGACAACGGAAACAGCGGCAGCGGCGACGACUUCGACGAGAUCCUGAUGCAGGCGCUCGACGCGGGCGCCGAGGACGUCGAGCAGGACGAGGAUGGUAAUGUCGUGCUGUGGACGCAGCCCAACAUGACGCACCAGGUGGCGCAGAACCUGUCCAAGGAGCUGGACAAGCAGAUCCUCAGCUCGGAUAUCAUAUGGUCGUGCACUUCGGACAAGGUCAAGCUCGACGACGCGGAGGCGACCGAGGGCAUUGCGAAGCUGUUGGCCUCGCUGCGGGACUACCCGGACGUGCAGGGAAUCUACGGCAAUCCGGAACGGGGGGCCGUUUCUGAGGAGAUUUGGAGCGCGGUGGAGGAGAACCUCGAUGCUUGA